Candidozyma haemuli is the source of this 1233-nucleotide messenger RNA. RefSeq names its product type I HSP40 co-chaperone (gene YDJ1). The transcript has a single exon. Gene Ontology annotation, molecular function: ATP binding; Hsp70 protein binding. The record is from RefSeq and is a predicted model, not a curated record. Gene Ontology annotation, biological process: response to heat; protein refolding. Gene Ontology annotation, cellular component: cytoplasm; nucleus; cytosol. NCBI's taxonomy places the organism in Eukaryota, Fungi, Ascomycota, Pichiomycetes, Serinales, Metschnikowiaceae. The coding region runs from base 1 to 1233 and encodes 410 amino acids.
AUGGUGAAGGAAACCAAGUUCUACGACCUUUUGGGGGUCGCUCCAGGCGCCAGCGACAACGAGUUGAAGAAAGCUUACAGAAAAUCUGCAUUGAAAUAUCACCCAGAUAAGAACCCUCUGCCUGAAGCAGCAGAAAAGUUUAAGGAGCUCUCGAGAGCUUACGAGGUUCUCUCGGACGACCAGAAGAGAGAGGUGUACGACUCCUAUGGUGAAGAGGGCUUGAACGGUGGUGGCCCAGGUGGUAUGGGCGGUAUGGGAGCCGAUGACAUCUUCAGCCAGUUCUUUGGUGGUGGAUUCGGUGGUAUGGGCGGCAUGGGUGGCCAGUCCAGAGGUCCUUCCAGAGGUAAAGAUAUCAAGCACUCCAUCAGCUGUACCUUGGAGGAGUUGUUCAAGGGCAGACUGGCCAAGUUGGCUUUGAACAAGACUGUUCUUUGUAAGACAUGUGACGGCCGUGGUGGUAAAGAGGGCAAGGUUAAGCAGUGUAGCUCUUGUCACGGUCAGGGUAUGAAGUUUGUCACUAGACAGAUGGGCCCAAUGAUUCAGAGAUUCCAGACCGUGUGUGACGUCUGUCAGGGUACUGGUGAUGUUUGCGAUCCAAAGGACAGAUGUACCGCCUGUAAGGGUAAGAAGACCGCUGCUGAGCGUAAGAUCUUGCAGGUCCACAUUGAUCCAGGUAUGAAGGACGGCCAGAGAAUCGUCUUCUCCGGUGAAGGUGACCAGGAGCCAGGUGUUACCCCAGGUGACGUUGUUUUCGUUGUUGACGAACAGCCACACGCCAAGUUCCAGAGAAAGGAUGCUGACUUGUACUACGAGUGUGAGAUUGACUUGUUGACUGCCUUGGCUGGUGGUGACGUCUCUUUCAAGCACGUUUCCGGUGACUACAUCAAGUUCUCUAUCAUCCCAGGUGAGGUGAUUGCCCCAGGUGCUUCCCGUGUCAUUGAGAAGCAGGGUAUGCCAAUCUUCAGAUCUUCUGACAGAGGUAACUUGUUCAUCAAGUUCAACGUUAAGUUCCCAGAUGCCCACUUCGCUACCGAAGACAAGUUGAAGGAGUUGGAGAGCAUCUUGCCUCCAAGAAACAAGUACACCAUCCCUAAGGGUGCCGAAGUUGACGAGUGUGACUUGUCCAUCGUCGACCCAUACAAGCACAGCAACAGCGGUAGAAGAGAUGCAUACGACUCCGACGAGGAGGAGGGCGCCGGCGCCGGUCCUGGUGUCCAGUGUGCCUCUCAGUAA